Penaeus indicus is the source of this 5483-nucleotide messenger RNA. It is a transcript of the gene mon2, whose product is annotated as protein MON2 homolog. The record is from RefSeq and is a predicted model, not a curated record. Lineage: Eukaryota; Metazoa; Arthropoda; Malacostraca; Decapoda; Penaeidae. The transcript has 34 exons. Bases 261 to 5456 code for a protein of 1731 amino acids.
CGAGGACCUGCCAACUCAGCUGGGAGUUCCUUUUCUGUGGCACUUUUCAUCCCUAUUACGUCUCUUUUUUCAAUCAAGAUGCCAUGGGCGGCGGAGGAGUGGCGCUGCAGUGAUCAAGAGUGACGUUUCCGUGCCAAAUAAGAGGUGUGGCAAAGAGAAGAGAAAAGAUACAAAGAUAGAAAAGAAAAAGAACAUCAAGCAACAAAGAGGGGAAAGGAAAUACAAGGUCUGGAGAGAACGGGAGAUUUUGAAAAGAACACAUGAAUUCUGCAGCCAUGUCUAAUGAAGGGAGAGCAGCCAAGAUCCUUGAUGCCUUGCAGAAUGACCUCAAGUCCCUCUGCAUGGAGACGAAGAAAAGAUAUCCUCACAUUAAAGAUUCCUGUGAGGAAGCCAUCAUCAAAGUCCGUGGGGCAGCAAUGAACCCCCAGUCUUCACUGGCUCAAAUAACCUCCCAGAUACUUUACCCACUUGUGCAGGCUGCAGAAACAAAGGACCCCAAAAUUGUUAAGCUAGCUUUAGCAAUAAUGCAACGCCUAAUAGUGGCUGACGUUGUUGAUGAAAGUAGUGGAGAGCAUGUUGUGGAGACAUUGUGGAUGCUGAUGGAAACGGGUGUGGAGGAGCUGAAGGUUCUCCAGACGGUGACAUUAUUACUUACUACAAGCACUGUGAUCCAGGGACCAAACCUUGCAAAGGCACUAGUUUUAUGUUUUCGGCUACACUUCACUAAGGAUGCUACUGUUGUAAAUACUGCCAGUGCCACAGUGCGCCAGCUUGUGAGUGUGGUGUUUGAAAGGGUUGUUGCAGAGGAUGCAAAGCACUAUCAAGAGGAGGAGGGAAGCAAAAAUGACUCAGACGAGAGCGUGAACCUUGAGGAGUUGAAGGUGUUGAGUUCCAGCCCACCAAAGACGUUGAGACCUGCUGCAGCUGAUGCGUAUCUCAUGUUCCAGGACCUGGUGCAGCUUGUGAAUGCUGACCAGCCCCUGUGGUUAUUAGGUCUCACAGAGAUGACGCGCACCUUUGGCUUAGAACUCCUCGAGUCCGUCCUUACAACAUUCCCUGCUGUUUUUUACCAUACAGGCUUUGACGAGGGGAUGAGAACGUUUGGUCUGGAACUGCUUGAGUCCAUCCUCACCACUUACCCGACCAUUUUCCAUGAUCACCCAGAGUUCAACUUCUUACUGAGGGACCGUGUGUGCGCCCUCGUGAUCAAGCUCUUCUCCCCAAACAUCAAGUACCGUGCAUCAGUCCCCGCCAGUGUCCAGCAAGCCACUCCCCUGGACAAGCCCUACUUCCCCAUCGCCAUGAGGCUCCUGCGUGUCGUGUCAGUUCUCAUUCAGAAGUAUUAUCCUUUGUUGGUCACACAGUGUGAGAUAUUCCUCUCAUUCAUGGUGAAAUUCCUGGAUGGAGACCGGCCAGUGUGGCAGCGUGGCUUGGCCCUGGAAGUUCUGCACAAGAUUGCCACACAGCCAGAGCUCCUCAAGUCUUUCUGCACCAAUUAUGACAUGAAGCCCCAUGCAACAAAGAUAUUCCAGGACAUUGUAAAUAGCUUGGGAUCCUUUGUCAAAUCCCUCUUCAUGUCCCCCCAAUCAAGCAUAACCUCCCAGUUGGCUGGGGGAGGGCAGGGAGGAGGGCAGGGGCAGUCGCCGGCCAUGCUAGCUGGUAUGCCUGUAGGCCCAGGUGUCUCCCCACAGCCUGCCUUUUUCUAUAGGGGUGUCUAUCUUCCCCUGUGUGUCAACAUUCCCACAGGGCAGGCUAAGUCAUCUUACCUUGAGAUGCUGGAUAAGCUGGAGCCUCCAAACAUCCCAGAUGGCUAUGGUGUAAGUGUUGCCUACUAUUGCCUGCUGGACAUCAUACGCUCCAUUCACUUGGUGAUGAUGGGACCCCAAGCUACAAAUGAUGGCCAAACAGGACUAAUGGAUCAGUACAAGCCAACGGAGGGUGACAGGAAGAUCCAUGAACAGCUGGUGAACUCUGCAUGGUGUGGCCUUUUGUCAGCACUUACUGUGUUGUUAGAAGCCUGCACAGAUGAAGCUGCCACAGAAAAUAUACUUAAAGCUAUGCAGACCUUUGCCAGUCUAGCAGGUAAACUAGAGCUGACAACCCCUCGUGACACUUUCAUCACAGCCCUUUGCAAGUCGUGUCUGCCUCCACACUACACCUUGACAGUCCUCAAUAAUGCAAGUGUUGCUGCUGCAUCUUCUUCAAUGUCUCGCGGUCAUCAACGCUCACCCAGUGCUGAAUCUCAGCACCCGUACUAUGACUCUGAGUACUCCUUACAGGUACGACACCAGGUAGUAGCUGUGGGGACAGCUCUCGCAACCCCAUCUUUACCUGUAGGAGCACAACAAGGCCCGGUGAUGCUUACCAAUAAGAACCUGCAGUGCAUGCGAGCGACACUCUCAAUGGCCCACUGCCAUGGGGGAGUCCUAGGGGCAGCCUGGCACCUCCUCCUAACUACACUGCAGCAUCUUGUUUGGAUCUUGGGACUCAAACCAUCCACAGGGGGUAGUUUAAAGGCUGGAAGAAGCACAACAGAGACCAAUGCUGUCAUAACAACAGCUGUGAUAGCAGACCUUCCUGUUCUGUCUUCUAUGCUGAGCCGUCUCUUCGAGUCCUCUCAACAUUUGGAUGACGUUGCCCUUCAUCACCUCAUUGAUGCACUCUGCCAGCUCUCUCGAGAGUCAAUGGAGCUAGCUUAUACCAACAGAGAACCCUCUUUGUUUGCUGUAGCAAAAUUGCUUGAAACUGGGGUUGUUAACCUUGGAAGAGUGGAAGUGCUGUGGAGGCCAGUGACCAAUCACCUCUUGGAUGUGUGCCAACAUCCGCACGUACGGAUGAGAGAGUGGGGCGUGGAGGCUGUCACCUACUUGGUUAAGGCUGCCCUCACACACAAACACAACCCUCCUUUGAAGGAUAAUCAGAAACUGCAGACACUGUUGCUGUCGCCGUUAUCAGAAAUAUCACUUGUGGGCCACCCUGAUGUACGGCAAAAGCAACUGGAGUCUCUCCUGCAUAUCCUUCACUCCUGUGGUGAGCUUUUGCAUCAUGGCUGGCCUCUGAUCCUUAAUAUCAUUGGGGCUAUCAAUGACAAUCACAGUGAGCAUUUGGUGCGACUGGCCUUCCAGUGCUUGCAGUUGGUGGUUACAGAUUUCCUGCCCCUCAUGCCAUGGGCUUGCUUACCUCUCACUGUGGAUACAGCAGCAAAGUUUGGUUCUCAGACUCAGGAGCUGAAUAUCUCUCUCACUGCUAUUGGCCUUAUGUGGAACAUUUCAGACUAUUUCUACCAGAAUCAGGAGAAGCUUCGUGCCUCCCUUACGUCUGACAACCAAGUAUUCCCUGACUUUCCUGGGGUGCCCAACAUGCCACCUUUUGACAAGCUGUGGAUGUGCCUCUAUGCUAGACUAGGUGACUUAUGUGUUGACUCAAGACCAGCUGUUCGCAAGUCUGCAGGUCAGACAUUAUUCUCCACAAUUGCAGCUCAUGGUGCAUUACUUCACAACCAAACUUGGCAAGCAGUCUUGUGGCAGGUAUUGUUCCCUCUGCUGGACAAAGUACGUCAGUUGUCGGACUCUGCAAGCACAGACAAAGUGGACCAAGGUGGCAAUAUUUUGAUACACCACUCACGCAACACUCAGCAGAAACAAUGGGCUGAGACACAGGUGCUGACACUGUCUGGUGUAGCGAGGGUGUUUAGUACAAAGCAGAAGAUCCUUCAGGGAUUGGGUGACUUUCCACGGGCAUGGGCUCUUCUGCUGGACUUCAUCCAUACAGCGGCACUCUCCAAAAGCAAUGAGGUAUCUUUAGCUGCUCUUAAGUCACUCCAGGAGAUGCUUCAGGCAGGACGGUCAUCUACUGUUGUCUCAUCAGGUUCCUCAGAUGACUUAAGUUCCUCAAAUCUACAGUCUCCACUUCCAGAAGAUUCUAUAGCAAAUUGGAACACUGCUUGGAAAGUGUGGCACACCAUUGGGACAGAAGUGACCAAACCUCCACCAGAAGAAGUGACAAGAGGUUCUGAUGCAUAUAUUCCUUCUCAGCCUUUCCUCACGGCCUUGGUUCACAUUUUCCCACACCUUUUCCAGCAUAUAAAACCAAGAUUUGUUGUUAGUGACUUUACCCGAUUGGCGGCAGUGCUGUCUGGCUGUGUAUCAGUCCCUGUUCAUGGGGAAUCCUCUCCUUUCAUUCAUCCAUCGUUCACGGAUGUUGUGGUGACACCUCUACAAGAGGGUGUCUUGCAGGCUCUCACAGUAAUAGAGAAGGAGAUAACAGAAGGAAGUGUAUCAUCCAGAGCUAUGGUUCCAGAACUCUUCACUCUACUUCUACAGUUUUCACACUACAGUUGUCAAGCUCCAAGUUAUGGGAAUGUGCUCACAAGACCUCACACUACCAAGGGCUCGUUUUAUUUACAGGCAGAUUGGGUGACUAUGAACUUCGUGCCAUUUGCUGAGCGCUCCAUGUCCAUGUUGGUGACUCUGUACCAAACCACCUGUGCCUGGAAGGAGGUGAUAGAGGCUCAAGUCUUGAAGAAUAUUAUACAGGGUAUUACAAUGCCCCUCCACAAAAAGUACCGGUGCCCGGCACAGACCACAUGGAAGCUAGCUAUUACAACACUCCUCGCAGUGCUGCAGGAAGGCCUGCAACUUGCGAGAGAACAUCCGACUCACUUUCGGGAAAUGUGGCCUGUCUUGGCCACUGCCCUCGAGAGUUUCCUGUUUUCUGAGAGCCCACCCCCAGCAAACCAAAGCAGUGAAGAUGCGGAGAGAGAUGAGAGCAUAGACUGCCAAGUAGUGGAACUCAUACGAGAAGAAAUCUUACCAUACGCUUCCACGACUCCCAGUGACUUUAUUGUCUCCAUUAUGGUACUACUUAAUAAGGGUUCAAUAGAAUCUGCAUCAGGAGGUGAUUCAGAGUGUGAAGGCUUCAAGCUGCGAGAGGAGUUUGCUAAGACAUGCUUCGAGACCCUCCUGCAGUUCUCACUACUCGCACCGACUGAUUUUGAUGUCAAGCUAGAUGGCUCAGCUCAAGGCUCAACAGGAAACAUGGAUAAAUUAGGAGCCGCCCCUCACGCGACCACAAAAUUAGCCGUCACCUCUCUGCUUCAUCGGUUUAGAGAAGUCCUUGUCAAGUAUGUGGAAGACGAGAAGCUGAGUGGGAAGGCACCACUACCAAGACAUAGAAUAGCUGAAAUAAGUUUCGUCUUGAAGGCCAUUGCGACGUUGUUGAAAUCCUUAAAGACAGCACCAAUUGAGAAAGUGGACAGCAUGACCUGGGCACAGCUGAUUGGACUGUAUCCUCACCUGGUGGAAGUAGGAGGUGCCAGCAACAAUGGGACUCCACAGCUAUGGCGUUCCCUGAGAGAAGUCCUUCUGCAGUAUGCCCAACUGUUGCGUGCUCCUGUGGCCACCUCGGAGGCUGAUAGUAAUGAUAAUCAGGUUGUCAGUAUGGUGAAUGGAACAUAGAGGAAAUAAAGUAUUAGAUAUUUGAAA